Molecule: messenger RNA, 1001 nt
Organism: Fusarium graminearum PH-1
Lineage: Eukaryota; Fungi; Ascomycota; Sordariomycetes; Hypocreales; Nectriaceae
Exons: 2
Coding region: 144-881 (245 amino acids)
Source: RefSeq, a predicted model, not a curated record
ACUCUCGUCUUCUUCUCUCACCAUCUCUCGCUCCACCGUUCUUCCACGACCUUCUCUCCUAUAACCCUACUUAAUACGCCCAAUUCCUUCUAGAACUUGCACAUACUUCUUCUCUAAAAGCUUCACUAUUACUAUCCGCCAAAAUGCCUGAGAUCAACACCCUCCUGUUCGACUGCGACAACACCCUCGUCCUCUCUGAGGAGCUUGCCUUUGAGGCUUGCGCUGGUCUCAUCAACGAGAUCUGCGAGUCUCGCAAGGUUGACAUGCGAUUCACUGGCGAGACUCUCAUCAAGGAGUUCGUUGGCCAAAACUUCCGUGGCAUGCUCACCACCCUCCAAAAGAACUACAACAUCGACAUUUCCGCCGAAGACCUCGAAUCCUACGUCCGAAAGGAGGAAGACGCCGUCAUCGCCAAGCUCAAGGAGGCCCUCAAGCCUUGCGUUGGUGUCGAUGAGCAGCUCGAGAAGCUUGCUGCUUCCGGAAAGUACACAAUGUCUGUUGUCUCAUCCUCUGCUCUUCGACGAGUUCGCGCUUCCAUCGAGAAGGUCGGCCAGGACAAGUACUUCCCUGGCGACGUUGUCUUCUCUGCUGCCACAAGUCUCGAGAAGCCUACCAGCAAGCCUGACCCCGCCAUCUACCUCCAUGCUCUUGAGAAGCUCGGCAAGAAGGCCGAGGAGGCAGUUGCCAUUGAGGACAGCAAGAGCGGUACUCUCAGCGGUACCCGUGCUGGAAUCAAGGUCAUUGGCUACGUCGGUCCUUAUGCUGAGGACAAGCAGGCCGAGAUGGAACAGGUCUUGCGCGAUGCUGGUGCUGUGGUCAUCAUGCGUGACUGGUCCGAGUUCCCCGCUGCUCUGCAAAAGAUUGAGGCUGGUGAGGUUUAGAUGAGAGAAGAGUUUGUUGCUAUGACAAUCUACUUUGAGGAAUACCCAAAUUUACAUAUAAGCCAUAUAGCGAGAGGGAUGUUCAGGAUAACAAAGUCCUGCUUAACUAAUGCAGUUUUG